Molecule: messenger RNA, 3452 nt
Organism: Enhydra lutris kenyoni (northern sea otter)
Lineage: Eukaryota; Metazoa; Chordata; Mammalia; Carnivora; Mustelidae
Product: delta like canonical Notch ligand 1
Exons: 10
Coding region: 497-2728 (743 amino acids)
Biological process (GO): establishment or maintenance of epithelial cell apical/basal polarity; cell communication; heterophilic cell-cell adhesion
Cellular component (GO): protein-containing complex; plasma membrane
Molecular function (GO): Notch binding; calcium ion binding
Source: RefSeq, a predicted model, not a curated record
UGCGCGCGCUCCGCCGGGGCCCCGGGAUUGUCGCCUCGCGCGUGGGAUUUGCAGACCGCGGGUUUCUAAUCGGACUCGGAGGAAGCGUCGGCAGCUCUCUGGGAAUUAAGCCGAAUAUCUGGACGCUCUCGCUCUCCCUCUUCUUUUUUCUUCCUUCAAAGAAGCUUGAGACAAAACCAGGAAGCGGAGGACCCUCACCCACUCGCGGGUCGGGAGGAGGAGGAAAACCGAAAGUUGCGGCCGCACGAGCCGCCUCCCGGAGCUCUUUCUCGUGCAUCCCGAGCUGCCGUCGCCCCCGAAGGGCGGAUCCGCGGAACCGCGGCCUGGGAAGGGACCGAGCUCCCGAAGAAAGAAGUCCGGGUCACCCCAGCCUGGGGCCGAGCGGCGGCGCUUUUCUGCCCGCGCCGCUCGGGGCACGGCCACCCCCGCGCACUCCCUGCGGCUUCGGGACGGGAACCGGGGGGCGCGGCCGGCCGAGCGAGUCCGGCGCGGCACCAUGGGCCGCCGGUGCGCCCUCGCCCUCGCCGUGCUGUCAGCCCUGCUGUGCCAGGUCUGCAGCUCCGGGGUGUUCGAGCUGAAGCUGCAGGAGUUCGUCAACAAGAAGGGGCUGCUGGGAAACCGCAACUGCUGCCGCGGGGGCGCGGGGCCGCCGCCGUGCGCCUGCAGGACCUUCUUCCGCGUGUGCCUCAAGCACUACCAGGCCAGCGUGUCCCCCGAGCCGCCCUGCACCUACGGCAGCGCGGUCACGCCGGUGCUGGGCGUCGACUCCUUCAGCCUUCCCGACGGCGCCGGCGCCGACCCCGCCUUCAGCAACCCCAUCCGCUUCCCCUUCGGCUUCACCUGGCCGGGCACCUUCUCCCUGAUCAUUGAGGCUCUCCACACAGAUUCUCCUGAUGACCUCACAACAGAAAACCCAGAAAGACUCAUCAGCCGUCUGGCCACACAGAGGCACCUGACGGUGGGCGAGGAGUGGUCUCAGGACCUGCACAGCAGCGGUCGAACAGACCUCAAGUACUCCUACCGCUUCGUGUGUGAUGAACAUUACUACGGGGAGGGCUGCUCUGUCUUCUGUCGACCCCGAGAUGAUGCUUUUGGCCACUUCACCUGUGGGGAGAGAGGGGAAAAAGUCUGCAACCCUGGCUGGAAAGGCCAGUAUUGCACCGAACCGAUCUGCUUGCCAGGAUGUGAUGAGCAGCAUGGGUUUUGUGACAAGCCAGGGGAGUGCAAGUGCAGAGUGGGCUGGCAGGGCCGGUACUGUGACCAGUGCAUUCGGUACCCAGGCUGUCUCCACGGCACCUGCCAGCAGCCGUGGCAGUGUAACUGCCAGGAGGGCUGGGGCGGCCUCUUCUGCAACCAGGACCUGAACUACUGCACGCACCACAAGCCCUGCAGGAAUGGGGCCACGUGCACCAACACGGGCCAGGGGAGCUACACCUGCUCUUGUCGGCCGGGUUACUCGGGGGCCGACUGUGAGGCGGAGAUCGACGAGUGUAGCACCAGCCCCUGCAGGAACGGAGGCAGCUGCACGGAUCUUGAGAACAGCUACACUUGCACCUGCCCGCCUGGCUUCUACGGCCGAAUCUGCGAGCUAAGUGCCAUGGCGUGUGCCGACGGCCCCUGCUUCAAUGGGGGACGGUGCUCGGACAACCCCGAGGGAGGCUACACCUGUCGCUGCCCUGGGGGCUUCUCCGGCUUUAACUGUGAGAAGAAGGUGGAUUCCUGCAGCUCUUCACCCUGCUCUAAUGGUGCGCAGUGCGUGGGCCUCGGGGACUCCUACCUGUGCCGCUGCCAGCCUGGCUUCUCUGGGAGGCGCUGCGAGGACAACGAGGACGAUUGUGCCUCCUCCCCGUGUGCCAACGGGGGCAGCUGCCACGACGGCCCGAAUGAGUACUCGUGCGUCUGUCCCCCCGGUUACACAGGCAGGAACUGCAGUGUCCCCGUCAGUAGGUGUGAGCACGCGCCCUGCCACAACGGGGCCACCUGCCACGAGAGGGACCGGCGCUACCUGUGUGAGUGCGCCCGGGGCUACGGGGGCCCCAACUGCCAGUUCCUGCUGCCUGAGCCUGCGCCAGGCCCUGUGGUGGUGGAUCUCACCGAGAAGUACGUGGAGGGCCAGGCCGGGCCCUUCCCCUGGGCGGCCGUGGGCGCCGGCGUGGUGCUGGUGCUGGUGCUGCUGCUGGGCUGUGCCGCCGUGGUGGUCUGCGUGCGGCUGCGGCUGCACAAGGCCCGGCCCGCCGCAGAGACAGAGACCAUGAACAACCUGGCCAGCCGCCAGCGCGAGAAGGACGCUGCCGUCAGUGUUAUCGGGGCCGCGCAGAUCAAGAACACCAACAAGAAGGUCGACUUCCACGGGGACCACGGGGCUGAGAAAAACGGUCUCAAGGCCCGCUACGCCGCUGGGGGUUAUAACCUGGUGCGGGACCUCAAGGCGGACGCCGCCACUGCCGACAGGGACCCCCACAGCAAGCGGGACGCCACGUGCCAGCCUCAGGGCCCUGCAGCGGAGGAGAAGAGCGUCCCGGCGCUCCGGGGCGGAGACGCGUCUGAAAGAAAGAGGCCAGACUCCAUGUAUCCCGCUGCAAAAGACACAAAGUACCAGUCGGUGUACGUCAUCUCGGAGGAGAAAGAUGAGUGUGUCAUAGCGACUGAGGUCAGUGCGCGGUGUGCGGCACAGCGGCGCCCCGGGCCCGGCCUCAGGACGGAAGCGGGUGGAGAGGUCAGAGGAUAGUGACCUCUCUCUGGAACUAACCUCGCAUUCUGUCUUGUGGGCCCCUCUAGGUGUAAAAUGGAAGUGAUAUGGCAAAAUUCCCGUUUCUCUUAAAAUAAAUAAAAUUCCAAGGAUAUAUGCCCCAGUGGAUGCUGCUUGAAAGAGGAAAGGGAGACCCACGGACUGCUGCUGGGAGCCGAUCCGGACGGAGCCGGUUCUCUCCCGGAGGUCGGCCGGCACGCCGCCCGGGCUGCCGCUCCACAGCGUCCGAGGGGGCCUGUUGCACUGCCUUUUCGGGUGUUUCCAUUGCACUAUGGACGGUUGCUUUUAAAAGAUAUAUAUUUAAGUGAACGGACUGACUUGCUGCGUAGGAAGCGUGAGCUGCCUGAGGUGUGUGUCUUGGAUACUUACGAGCCGGUCUGUUCUUGAGUUAGAAUCGCGAACACUGCCUUCAUCGUCCUUUUUGAUACUAAAAGGUGUUUUUUCUAGGUGGAAAAAAUGUGUGUUAUUUUUUGGACUUGUAAAAAUAUUUUUCAUGAUAUCUGUAAAGCUUGAGUAUUUUGUGAUGUUCAUUUUUUAUAAUUUAAAUUUUUGGUAAAUAUGUACAAAGGCACUUCGGUUCUAUAUAUUUUUUGUAUAUAAAUGUAUUUAUGGGAUAUUGUGCAGAUGCUAUUGGAGGUUUUUACUGUUUUGUUAAUGAAGAAAAUCCUUUUUAAGAUAUUUUUCCAAAAUAAAUAUUAUGAAU